Molecule: messenger RNA, 525 nt
Organism: Arabis nemorensis
Lineage: Eukaryota; Viridiplantae; Streptophyta; Magnoliopsida; Brassicales; Brassicaceae
Source: the annotation of a GenBank genome assembly
AUGUAUAAAAAUGUAGUGGCUUCAAUAUGUGAAGGGACAUUCAGUUCUUUGAAGAAGAACAAGGUUGUGGCAAAUCCUGCACGCUUGUUUUCUUCAGUGCAGGAUUUGCCAUCUAAGAAAACAAGUGUGGAGGAAAACAGAUGUGCAGCAGAAGCUGGUCAUCGUAAGGAAAGUUGUCCUACAAAGGCCGUAAAGCGGAAGAAAAAGGAAAUCUCAACGAAGAAGGCCAUACCAGCUGCGUCUACAAGUGCUAGCAAAGCAACUUCCGAAGAACUAAACACUAUCGAAGCUAAAUUGACAAAAAAGUGUGAAAAGGUCGCUUUUUCAAGUACGGCCAAGCCUACUGURCCUCCCACAAAGAAAACAACCUCCGUGAAAAAGGCACUUGAGGUGAUAUGGUGCAAGAAGCCUCGAAGUCAACGGAGGAAAAAGAAUAGCCAGGAUGUGGGAAAGCCACAGAUGAGGAGUCAUUACCAACUUCUUCAGGGGGAUAGCAAAAAGGUAAGUUGUUCGCUACAUAUCUGA